AUGGGGGGACCUUUCAAGGGCCAUUACAUCCUGGUAGUGCUGGACGCCUUUUCGAAGUGGGUGGAGGUUCUACCUGUCACCACUCCAUCAGCAGGCGCGACCGUUGCAGCGCUACGACAGGUCUUCGCGGCCCAGGGGUUGCCGGAUGUCAUCGUGUCCGACAAUGGUCCCACUUUUGCCAGUGCAGAGUAUCUGGCCUGCCUGAUGAAGAACAGAAUCCGCCGGAUGAUAGUCCUGCCGUACCACCCUGCUUCGAAUGGUGCAGCCGAGCGGGUGGUGCAAACCAUUAAAGACAAGCUCAGGAAGAGCCAGACUGGGGAUUUCCGGACGCAGAUUGCCCGGAUACUAUUUCAGUACCGGACCACGCCCCACGAUGCCACUGGCCAUGCCCCCUGUGAGCUCCUGCUGGGUCGGAUGGUCAAGACACCCUUAGACGCCUUGCAUCCGGACCUCCGAAACACAGUGUUCCUUAAGCAACUGAAUCAGAAGCUGGCUGCUGACCAAGGGUGCCGUCCCGGGCCUUUGCCAGAAUCGGGACCUCCAGUUUACGUCAGGAACUUUCGUCCUGGCCCGCUCUGGUCCUCCGGACAGGUGGCGUCUCCUGCCAGCGCCUCAUCGCUGCUCGUCCGCAUGCCAGAUGGGGCCACGUGGCACAGACACGCGACCAUAUUAGGCAUCGCCUUGGGACCUGGCCAGCACCUUCGACUGCCACUUCCGAGUUCCAACCGGCAGGAGGACUAG
Molecule: messenger RNA, 741 nt
Organism: Dermacentor albipictus
Lineage: Eukaryota; Metazoa; Arthropoda; Arachnida; Ixodida; Ixodidae
Source: RefSeq, a predicted model, not a curated record